AUGAACAGGUUCGUGGCCUCGCAGCACGACUCUUCGCCGCGAAAGUCGCGCUCAAAAAGAUGGAACGACACGUACAACAUUACUGCAAUGAUAAAAGCAAACGCAACUUCGAAGGACAUUUUGCUUAGUGUUCAUGGUUUAUCUGAAAGCGUGACUAAGGACGACGUCAUUAUAUUAGUUAUCGAUAGUGAAAACCUUGAUAAAACCGAUAUGGAAUCCUUGAAUUCGGAGUAUCGAAGCGACAACACUAGUGCAUCAACUAAUGAGGAGACAAAAUAUGACUCUGAACAAGAACCAGUAGUGUUAGCCUGA
Parnassius apollo (apollo) is the source of this 312-nucleotide messenger RNA. The record is from the annotation of a GenBank genome assembly. Lineage: Eukaryota; Metazoa; Arthropoda; Insecta; Lepidoptera; Papilionidae.